AUGAACAGAUACUUACUAGAUUUGGCUCGUGUAUCUGCACGUCAUUAUAGCUUAAAGCCACCAGGCCGCAAGAAUUGGCCACGUCCAAUGAUGUUAGGGCCACAAACAUCUAAACAUCCCAAGUUCCCGGGAUGGUCACUUUACUAUCUACCGGUGACCGAUAACAAGUACCUGUGGUUUAUAAUUAUGUCACUUUUUCACUUCACUGGAUUUACGAUACCUAUACUUGGCGUCUGCAAGAUGCUCAAAACGAUGAAUCAGUAG
This is a messenger RNA of Brugia malayi, 264 nucleotides long. RefSeq lists its product as uncharacterized. Bases 1 to 264 code for a protein of 87 amino acids. The transcript is spliced from 3 exons. The record is from RefSeq and is a predicted model, not a curated record. Lineage: Eukaryota; Metazoa; Nematoda; Chromadorea; Rhabditida; Onchocercidae.